AUGUCUUCCAACCCAGAAACAUCUUCACCGCCCACCGUUCACGGUCUCUCCGUUACUUCGCUGACCCAAUGCGCCCAUUGGCACUCUCCACUAGACAUCAUCGCUAUCAAACACUUCUGCUGCCAAAAGUUCUACGCCUGCAUCAGCUGCCACGAUGCUGGUGAGACCCACAGGUCUGACGUGUGGCCAAGAAGCCAAAGAGCGGAAAAAGCAGUGCUUUGUGGAGCGUGUGAGCACAUUCUGAGUGUCGAGGAGUAUAUGAAUAGCGGAAGUCGAUGUACUCGGUGCGAGGAGGGCUUCAAUCCUGGGUGCAAGAAUCACUGGGAUCUGUACUUCGAGAUCGAUGAGAAAGACUCGACUUCAUGUGGUAGAGAGUGA
Molecule: messenger RNA, 378 nt
Organism: Macroventuria anomochaeta
Lineage: Eukaryota; Fungi; Ascomycota; Dothideomycetes; Pleosporales; Didymellaceae
Product: zinc finger CHY domain-containing protein
Exons: 1
Coding region: 1-378 (125 amino acids)
Biological process (GO): protein import into mitochondrial intermembrane space
Cellular component (GO): mitochondrial intermembrane space
Molecular function (GO): zinc ion binding
Source: RefSeq, a predicted model, not a curated record